Didymosphaeria variabile is the source of this 927-nucleotide messenger RNA. RefSeq lists its product as uncharacterized. The transcript has a single exon. NCBI's taxonomy places the organism in Eukaryota, Fungi, Ascomycota, Dothideomycetes, Pleosporales, Didymosphaeriaceae. The coding region runs from base 1 to 927 and encodes 308 amino acids. The record is from RefSeq and is a predicted model, not a curated record.
AUGGUCAAGAUUGACUCUGUUUUAUUGGCCAUUUCGGCCCUUGCGGGUGCAUUGGCACACCCUACCAUCAAGCACCUCGACGACAUCAAGAAGAUCAACAAGCGCAUCUGCUCCAUCGAUGAAGGCAAACUAUUCGACCGCGGCCUGCAGUCCCGUGCUGACAUCCCCGCCGCAACCACCUGGGACCCUCCCUCCUCCAUGACCACCGGCCUCGACCAGGUCUGGGCGCGCACCCUCCAGGAAAACCCCAAUUGGUCUGACGACAAGAAUUGGAUCCUCGACCAGCUGGUCUCUAACAACGGCUCCAUCAACUAUUGCGUGCGUUGGAACACCGCAGCACACAAGAGCACUGCGUCUGACCGCACAAAAAUUGAGGCCGGACUCCAGCGCAACCUGAAGAAGUGGUUUGACACGCUCAUCGGCUUCGAGGGUUUCCCGCUCACCACGCUCGCCGUCAAGGUUGUCGGCUACGCGACCACGGACAAGUCCCUCAUCGAGGGUGAUGCCGGAGGCAUCAACAUCUACACCACCACCGAUACCGAUGGCGUCCCAGAGUGCGACCCCCUCUGCUACCGCGGUGCCCACCUCGACGGCGACCUUUCAGGCUGCCCCAACGGCGCUGAAGGUCGCUACGACAUCUCUCUCUGGCUGGACAAGUCCCUCGAAGGCCAGAACGCCGGCUACGGAUACAAUUGGGGCCAGGAACUCGCCCCUGACUACGUCCUCGACAACUUGGACGAGGAGAACAUUCAAAUCAUGCAACAUGAGAUGGGUCACGGCUUUGGACUACUCGAUUUCUACGACUGGGUUCCUGAGGGCCAGACUAGCUUUGUUAUGAUGGCUGGUAGCGCGCUGGAGAUCACCGAAUUCGAUGCCUGGAUGCUCCGCGACUGGUGGAGGAAGCUCAAGGCUGUACGCAACUGGUAG